AUGGUCACUGAAGAUGGUUUUGUUGUUUGUUGCGAACAGCGCGACAAGUGCCUGUCAAAACGAUAUGAUCGAGCAGCACCUACCUACAUGUCUUCAACUACCAAAACUUCAAAGUCGCAAAUUUGGCACACAACAUCGUCCCGUGCGACUACGAAAUCUUUUGAAGGAUGUGCGCUACGUCAGAUUGAACAGAGGCUGCAAAAAGUUAGAGAAUUUAACAAAGAAAAACAGGAAAGAGCAGAAAAAAAUCAAAAGCGAAAGCAGAAAGAGUUUCGUCUAGAGCAAGAGAAAAGAAAAAGAAUAUUGAGUAAACUUAAACGUGACCGAGAGAAUAUACGGGCAAAAAUGGAGAGAGAAGAGAAAAUGAGAUGGAAACACCGGCUGAUAAACCAUGACGAGGAGGAGCGGAAAAAGAUAAAGUUGCUUGCUCAUUUAAAAUCAGUUGAAGAUGAACGCCGUCAGAGGUACGAAAUUCGAAAGCAGAAUGCACGAGAAGAAAAACCACAGAAGCUCUCAAAUUAAUGGUUUGAGUGCAGCUCGAAGAAACGUUUGCUGCUAUUCUCAAAGAAGUAAGACGAACACAAAUGCGCGAAGCAGAAAAAAGUCCAGUAAACUUCA
This is a messenger RNA of Corticium candelabrum, 618 nucleotides long. RefSeq names its product capping protein inhibiting regulator of actin dynamics-like. The transcript has 3 exons. The record is from RefSeq and is a predicted model, not a curated record. NCBI's taxonomy places the organism in Eukaryota, Metazoa, Porifera, Homoscleromorpha, Homosclerophorida, Plakinidae. The coding region runs from base 1 to 522 and encodes 173 amino acids.